AUGGGAGGUGAGGAAUGAAUCUUUGCUUUCUAAAUGGGAUAGUUGUGAUUCUUAUGUUUACUUGAGCUUCCAAAAUGAAGAUUCACAUUAGGAAUGAAUAUUCUGAUUGAAGAAGAAAGAAAUUAGCAAAAUUGAAAAAUUAGGCCAGUCCAGAGUGUUUUGUAGGAACUCAAAAACAUGUACUAAUUGAGGGGUUGAAGCAAACGCGUCCGGCGCCGACAGGAACAGGUCGAACUCGGCAUCGACUCCGCUCACCAAAGACAUGGUCGAGUUUCUGCGCGAUUCGAUGAAGCAGCACCUCAACUUCGACCCUCCGUACGUCUUCGUCGUCUUCGGCGCUUCGGUGAGCCUAGCCUCGGCAACCGAGAAAAUCCAACGAAAAACAGGGAGAUCUGGCCAAGAAAAAGAUCUAUCCGACUCUUUGGUGGCUUUUCCGCGACAACCUCCUUCCCAACAACGUCGCUUUUGUUGGAUACGCCCGUUCUGACUUGACUGUCGACAAACUCCGUUCUGGCUUCGAGAAGAACUGCAAGGUUCGAAUAUGUCUCUUUGAGUCGAAGUUCAGUUUAUUCAAUAAAGUAAAAGUUUGAAAAGUAGAAAAGCAUUCUCUCCGCAGUACUUUGUAGCAAACGACUAACCGCUGAAAAAAAAAUUGAUGGAGCAGAAAUUUAUUCUCAGAACACUGAAAAAAAGCAGCGGUCUUGCGAAAAAACUUUGCGAAAAACUGAAUGUUCGAAAAGUGUGGAAAUAAUAAGAAUAUGAAUUUUUAACAAUUAAUGAUAUCUUUUAGAUUUUUAUCCCUUUUUAGGUGAGAGACAACGAAAAGGACGCAUUUGAGGACUUUAUCAAAAAGUGCAGCUAUAUCCAGGUCUGCCAGUCAUGGCUUCUAAUUCAUUUAUUGGAAAGUAAACAGGGAAAAUACGACGAUGACGAAGGUUUCAAGAAACUCAAGGCUUUCAUCGACGAGUACCAGGCCACCAGUAACAACCGUAAGUUUUUCUUUUUUCAAACUUUCGUGUUUUUGAGUUUAACUUUUCAUGAUUUUCGCGAGCCUAUUUCCUAAGUAUUUUCCAUCAAACCAAGUAGCAAAAAGACUUUUGUUCAUCAAAAUUGUUUCAUAGAGUUGUAACUUCAGAAUAUGAAUUGUUGUUCAAAAUCGAAUUUAUAGAGCCAGUCAACCGUCUCUACUAUCUCGCCCUUCCCCCGAAUGUUUUUGAAAAUGUGACCACUGAGCUCAGAAAUAACUGCAUGGAUAAUGGGUAAGUCGAAUAAUCAGGCCUUCAGGAACUUAUUUCGGUUGCAGAGACUCAUGGACUCGUGUAAUUAUCGAGAAGCCUUUCGGCCACGAUUUGAAGUCUUCAGAUCACUUGUCCAAGCAUCUUUCCAAGCUUUUCAAAGAAGUUCGUUUUUAUUUUUUAUCAGCAAGUUUUACGAUGGUUGCUCCAGGACCAGAUGUAUCGAAUCGACCAUUACUUGGGGAAAGAAAUGGUUCAAAACUUGAUGGUUCUAAGGUUCGAUCGGUCUCUUUUCCUCUCAAUUCGUUCAAUUUUGUGAAGAUUCGGAAAUCGCAUUAUGGCGCCGUCUUGGAAUCGCGACCACAUCGCCUCGGUAAUGAUUUCCUUCAAAGAAGACUUUGGAACGGGCGGCCGCGCCGGCUACUUCGACACGGCCGGAAUCAUCAGGCUCGGCCGAGAAGAUGAGAUUGAAAACAAGGGCGAAUUCCAGAGACGUUAUGCAGAACCAUCUGAUGCAGAUUCUCACGCUGGUUGCCAUGGAAAAACCUGCAAGUCUGGACACUGAGAACAUUCGAGAUGAAAAGGUUAAAAAUAGUUUUUCGAGAGAGAAUGGUUUUAAAAUGAAGGAGCCGUCUAGUUCAUGGUGAAAUACUCUUUUUUUUAGUUUGAAGAACGUGAUUUUUGAACCUACGAGAAGCUGGACAAGACUGAAUUCCCUACGGAAAGAAAAUUUUACAAAAAAAUUAUUAAUUCAAUAAAUCAAGAAUUUUAUAUGAUUUUUACUUUUGAAAACUUUUUUUAUAGUUUUUCGAAAAAACAGAGAAAAUAAAAUAAAACAAAAUAAAUAAAUUACUUGUUAUUAUUUAAUUUCAAACUUCUAUCGAAACUUUAGGUGAAAGUGCUGAAGGCGAUAAAGCCUGUGGAGUUGAAGGACGUCGUCGUCGGCCAGUACAUCGCCAACCCCGAUUUCAAUCGUUUUCCGUUCUUCUUCUGCUCUGAAUGGUUUUGAUGUACAGAUCCGGAGGCGAAGCACGGCUACAAGGACGACGAAGACGUCCCCAAGGACUCGGUAACGCCGACUUACGCCCUCGCCGUCUUCCACGUCCACAACGAGCGCUGGGAAGGAGUUCCGUUCUUCAUGCGCUGUGGGAAAGGUUUCUUUGUCUUCGGAACACGCAGAAUUCACUGAUUUCAGGUUUGAACGAAAAAAAGGCUGAAGUUCGUAUCCAGUUCAAGGAGGUCAGUGGGGACAUCUACCCUGCGGGAGAACUGAAAAGGUCGGUUGGAGAUAAGUCGAAAUUAGAACUUUCAUCGCUCGUGAAGGUUUUAUCAGAAUGUUCUCUCGAAAGAAGAACAUUUUUUGAAUUCCAGAAAGUGUCAAAAAUUUCAAAACGUGAAUACAAAAUCUAUUUCUGAAAUAAAACAAUGUUAUGUACCAGCCCAGCGAUAGGAGAACCUUCGACCACGCCCCCGCGUGGGCGAAGGUUCCUCAGUUGGUGGAUAGAGGGGACACGCGGAACCAGCAACCCACCAACUGAGGAACCUUCGCCACGCGGGGGCGUGGUCGAAGGUUCUCCUAUCGCUGGGCUGGUACAGUUAUAAGUGUUGAAAAACGCGGGUAAAAUAAACUUGGGACUUGAAAAAGUCGCUGACAUCCAAGGUAAUUGUUAGAUUUAAAAAAAUCAUAGAUUGAAAACGUAUGCCAAGUCAUUUAUUGUUUUUUUUUUUUUUUCUAAUUUUCAACUUUCAGUUCUGGAGGGUCUUCACCCUGUUGAGUAGGGUGAAGACCCUACAGAACUUCAAAAGAAUUAAACUUGAAAAUAAAUUAUAUACACUCGUUUUUCUCAAAAUGCAUCUUGAAGAACGGAACUGGUGAUGCGUGUCAACCCCGACGAAGCCGUUUACAUGAAGUUGAUGACUAAGAAGCCAGGAAUGGGCUUCGGCGUCGAAGAGACCGAACUCGACCUGACCUACAACUCCAGAUACAAGGUUUUCUCGAGGUGCAUGAGACAUUUUGGAGGUUUUCUCAGGGAACUCGGCUGCCGGACGCUUACGAAAGGCUCAUCCUCGAGGUCUUCAUGGGCUCGCAGAUCAAUUUCGUCCGCACCGAUGAGUUGGAGCACGCUUGGCGCAUCUUGACGCCUGUACUUGACGAGCUCGAACAGAAGAAAAUCAAGCCGAUCGAGUACAAAUUUGGCAGGUUUGUGUCGGUUUAUUUUGCCCAUUAUCUGACCUUUAUGUCGUGUUCAAAGUAAUUUCCACGAAAUGCAAAAUUAUAUCUGACUCUCCAGAAUUUAGUUAUCUUUUCCUUCUCUGACGACCAUUUUCGAUUUCACGGAGGGACUUUGAACACGGCAUUAACUACUAGGUUUUGAAUAAAUAAAUCGAUUGCUGGAGUAUACCAAUAAUGAGCUACAGUGGAACAUUCUAGAUUGACAAAAGUCUUAUUCUAUAAACAAAAAUAACUACUACCCAAUUUCGAGGCAUAUGGACACUUUAUUCAUGUGGGAGCCAGGAAAUUUUUUUUUUUUGGGUCGGCUUCUGAAAUGGAGCCAGUGACCCUUUGAAGCUUAAAAACAAACUGAAAAUUAAUAAGAAUAUAAACCUCAGAACAAGAAAAUUUUACAGCCGUGGACCUGCCGAAGCAGACGAACUAAUGAAAAAACACGGUUUUGUGUUCACCGGAACCUACAAGUGGGUGGCUCCUGAAAACAAACUUUAA
Molecule: messenger RNA, 3957 nt
Organism: Caenorhabditis auriculariae
Lineage: Eukaryota; Metazoa; Nematoda; Chromadorea; Rhabditida; Rhabditidae
Source: the annotation of a GenBank genome assembly